Molecule: messenger RNA, 1743 nt
Organism: Mercurialis annua (annual mercury)
Lineage: Eukaryota; Viridiplantae; Streptophyta; Magnoliopsida; Malpighiales; Euphorbiaceae
Product: ethylene-responsive transcription factor-like protein At4g13040
Exons: 7
Coding region: 630-1406 (258 amino acids)
Biological process (GO): regulation of DNA-templated transcription
Molecular function (GO): DNA binding; DNA-binding transcription factor activity
Source: RefSeq, a predicted model, not a curated record
CUUUCAAGAUUGUGUACUACUACUAGUCUACUACAUGGUUGAUGCUUGAUGGUUUCCUUUUUUGUUGGGUGGUGGUUGGUUUUUGUGUCACCUUACAACUUCAACUCUUGUUUUGUCAUCAUGGGGGAGCAUUUUUAUAUUUUUGGGCCUAAAGAUUGAACAUUCAGCACUUGGGCUUUCAUGGGGUUCUCUUAGAUUUUUGUUUUUUUGUGUUUUUUUAAGCUUGGUUCUUGGGGUUUCCAUGAAAGGUGGUGGGUUGAUGAGAGAGUUGACUUCUUUCAUACCAAGUCUUUUUGGUCGUCUUUCUUGGAUUUUUAUUCUAAGCUUUCAUAAUUAUGUAUUGUUGUUCCCAGCUGGUGUCAAUUUUAUGAACAUACAAUUUUAGCUAGGAUUGAUCAACUUGUUCGAACUUUUUGUUUUUGGUACUUGUAAUUCACAUUCUGUAAUUUGAAUGGUGGACUGGGUCAUAAUUGAACUACACUAGAGCUUGGAUUUUCUUUAUUUUUACAUUUGGCUUGACUUUGAAGGAAUAUAUUUUAUGUGUUCAUAGAUGCUACUUGGCUGCUGCUUAAGUUGGGUGGUAGCACUAGCUAGCAGCUUGCUUAUUUUUAGAGUUCUACUGAUAGUAUAUGCAUUUAAGCUGGGUGAUAAAUGCUAAAGGCCAUCAGCUAAGCCGCUUGGGACUGAGGUGGAGAUUUUACUCCGUAAUGGUUAGCAUACGAAGGCGCAAACUCUUAGGACUAUGUGCUGGCAGAAGUUCUUUUUUGACUCCACUUCCUCGAUUUUUUGAACAUGGAACAGCACAUGUAAGUUCUACCCAGAAUUUCAGGUCUGUUAGCGUACAUCCCCUGCCAUCAGAUGAUGUCAAGCAGCUAGGAGAGAACAACAUUUCCAAAGCAGGAGCUGGUUCAUCAAAUAUAUCGGCUUGCAGCUCAUCAAAGGAGCAGAAUUCUCAACCAUAUCCAGGGCAACCAAUUAAACGCAGAAAGAGACACAGGAGAAAGCUGGUUCAGAACCAAGAACCAUGCUUGAUGAGAGGUGUUUAUUUCAAAAACAUGAAAUGGCAAGCAGCGAUUAAAGUCGACAAGAAGCAAAUCCACUUGGGGACUGUUGGUUCACAAGAAGAGGCUGCUCGUUUGUACGACAGGGCCGCGUACAUGUGUGGGAGGGAACCGAACUUUGAGCUCUGUGAGGAGGAGAAACAAGAACUUAGUCAGUUCAAGUGGGACGAAUUUCUGUCGAUAACACGUAGCGCAAUUAACAGUAAAAAACACAAGAGACGGAAUGGAGCAGGAUUGCAGAAAAUAUCCGAACCCACAUUGCAAGAUGGUGACUGGGAUGAAAAGCCAUCUUUAAACAGCCUUUCAGCUUCAGAAGAUGCGGAGCCAGACUCAUCCACAUCCUGAGUUUCUCAAAGCCAAUUCUGACAAUGCAGUUUUAGCCUGUUGGCUUCCAUUUUUGGUGUACAAAGCCGCCUCUUAGGACAAACAAUGGCAGACAACAACCUUCCAUAAGCAGAUAUUCACAAUUUUAACUCAAUAAAGACAUAGAAAGCGUCGUAUUAGACGCCCCAUAGCCACUGCAAUCUCCAUCAUCGGUAGACCUGCCGAUGCAUAGCUAUACUUGCCUUUCCCUUUUCCACUAUUUUCUUCGGAAACAUGAAACCAAACUGGAAAAUCAUUUUUUUUGCAGAAUAAUGAGUCUUACUGUGAUCAUUAUAAAGUGUUUAGCAGUGUUACAUAA